AAUAAAAAAUGAACCGUACCAAAUAACCAAAUCUGGCGAGCACUAGUGGCUAAGAAGUGUUUGGUAACAGGGUUCAUCCUAUCCUUUCCCUCGCGAUGUGUGUUGUGGCUCAUAAAAUCACACUAACCACUUCCGAUCUCCUGAAGAAGAAAAAUGGCUCUCCGAUCUGUUAAAACUCCGACCUCGAUACCUCCCGGCCUGAUCGUCUCCCCCUCAAUUAUCAACAAGCCACACUCUCUCAGAUUCGCCUCCAAACCGACGGCAUCACUCGCCGUCCGUUCCAAUCUCAUCAAACUCAAACCAGCUUCUUCCCGCGCCGCGAAAUUCCGCUGCUCCGCGUCGUCGUCGUCGGCGCUCACGCCGCAGCUAAGAGACACGCUGGAGAAGCUCGUGAACUCGGAGAAAGUGGUGCUGUUCAUGAAAGGGACGAGGGACUUCCCGAUGUGCGGAUUCUCGAACACGGUGGUGCAGAUCUUGAAGAAUCUGAACGUGCCUUUCGAAGUUGUGAACAUUCUCGAGAACGAGAUGGUGAGGCAGGGGCUUAAAGAGUUCUCGAGUUGGCCGACGUUUCCGCAGCUUUACAUCGGCGGUGAGUUUUUCGGGGGCUGUGAUAUCACUCUCGAGGCGUUUCAGAGUGGUGAGUUGCAGGAAGUUGUCGAAAGAGCUAUGUGCUCUUGAAGCUGAUCUUUAUGUCUAUGUCAUGAAUGAAAGUCUUCUUGAUGUCUUAAAGAUUUUUUUUUUUAUGGCUGGUAACAUUAAGAGACAUGUUGUAUGAUGGAACUAUGGUUAUAGAACAACUACGUGUCUGGAAAAUCUAUACUUUACUGUCUGGAGUCUCCUUAUUGAUUUUGAUC
Molecule: messenger RNA, 854 nt
Organism: Brassica oleracea var. oleracea
Lineage: Eukaryota; Viridiplantae; Streptophyta; Magnoliopsida; Brassicales; Brassicaceae
Product: monothiol glutaredoxin-S14, chloroplastic
Source: RefSeq, a predicted model, not a curated record